AUGGCUCACACAGAUCCCGAAGGCGUGGACGGAGUGCGCAUGACGUGGAACCUGUGGCCGCGCAACAAGGUGGAGGCGAGCAAGUGCGUCAUCCCCCUCGCCGCCACCAUCGCCCUCCUCCGCCCCCAUCCCGACAUCCCCCCCACGCUCCCCUAUGCGCCUCUUCGCUGUAAGACCUGCUCCUCCCUCCUCAACCCCUUCUCGCGCGUCGACUUCACAGCCAAGAUCUGGAUCUGCCCCUUCUGCUACAACCGCAACCACUUCCCUCCUCACUACGCCCAAAUAUCCGAAACCAGCCUCCCUGCCGAACUCUACCCCCAAUACACCACUCUCCAAUACCAACUCAACAACAACCCCAACCCUAAUCCUAACCUCUCACAUCCCCCUGUCUUCCUCUUCCUCCUCGACACCUGCGUCAUUUCCGAAGAGCUCGACUUUCUCAAAUCCGCUCUCCGCCAGGCCCUCGGACUUCUUCCCGACAACGCGCUCGUCGGGUUGGUGUCGUUCGGCACGCAGGUCCAGGUGCACGAGCUAGGCUUCUCCGACAUGUCCAAGGUUUACGUGUUCCGCGGUAGCAAGGAGAUUACCAAAGAUCAAAUUUUGGAACAGUUGGGUCUCGCCACCGUCAGGAGGGCCUAUUCCAAGGGGGGGAUGAUGACGCAAGCUCAGCCGCCUUCUGCUGCUGUCACCAGGUUCUUGCUGCCUGCUUCUGAUUGUGAAUACACUCUCAAUUCGGUGCGUUUCGUGCUGGAUGAAUUGCAAAAUGACCAGUGGCCGGUUUUACCGGGGAAGCGUCCUGCACGGUGUACCGGCGUGGCAUUGAGCGUUGCCGCGGGGUUGCUUGGUGCUUGUAAUCCUGGGACUGGGGCUAGGAUAAUUGCUUUGGUUGGGGGUCCUUGCACUGAAGGACCUGGUUCGAUUGUGUCAAAUGAUCUAUCCGAUCCCGUGCGUUCUCAUAAAGAUCUUGAUAAGGAUGCGGCACCAUACUUCAAGAAAGCAGUCAAGUUUUAUGAGGGUCUCGCGAGACAGCUUGUUAGCCAGGGUCAUGUUUUAGAUCUUUUUGCAUCAGCCCUUGAUCAGGUUGGAGUAGCAGAAAUAAAAGUUGCAGUUGAAAAAACUGGUGGCCUUGUUGUCCUGUCUGAAAGUUUUGGUCAUUCAGUCUUCAAGGACUCUUUUAAGCGUGUUUUUGAGGACGGGGAGCAAUCUCUUGGUCUUUGUUUCAACGGAACACUUGAGAUUAAUUGCUCCAAGGAAAUCAAAAUUCAGGGUAUAAUUGGACCUUGCACAUCAUUGGAAAAGAAAGGGCCUUCUGUUGCUGAUACUGUCAUAGGAGAGGGAAACACAACAGCUUGGAAACUGUGUGGCCUUGACAAGAGUACAUGCUUGACCGUGUUGUUUGAUCUUUCAUCAAGUGACCGUUCAAACACUCCAGCUGCUGCCAACCCACAGUUGUACCUGCAGUUCCUUACAAGUUACCAGAGUCCAAACGGUCAAUCAGUGCUUCGGGUCACCACAGUAACUAGAAGAUGGGUGGAUGUUGAUGUUACCUCUGAGGAAUUGGUCCAAGGAUUUGACCAAGAAACUGCUGCUGUAGUAAUGGCCAGACUUGCGUCUCUAAAAAUGGAGACAGAGUGUCAUGUGUUAAAUCAGGAAGCAUUUGAUGCCACACGAUGGUUGGACCGUUUACUCAUUCGCCUGUGCUCUAAAUUUGGUGACUACCGCAAGGAUGAUCCAUCAUCCUUUACAUUAAAUCCAUCAUUUUCUUUAUUCCCCCAAUUUAUGUUCAAUCUACGAAGAUCACAGUUUGUACAGGUUUUUAAUAACAGUCCAGAUGAGACUGCAUACUUCCGCAUGUUAUUAAAUAGGGAAAAUAUAAGUAAUGCAGCCGUCAUGAUUCAGCCAUCUCUAAUAUCAUAUUCAUUUAAUUCAUUGCCUGCACCAGCAUUGUUAGAUGUGGCUUCCAUUUCAGCGGACCGGAUUUUGUUGCUUGAUUCAUAUUUUAGUGUGGUUAUUUUCCAUGGAAUGACAAUAGCUCAAUGGCGCAACAUGGGAUACCAUAACCAGCCAGAACACCAGGCAUGCUUUUGCACAACUAUUACAAGCUCCCCAGGAUGA
Messenger RNA from Sphenostylis stenocarpa, 2115 nucleotides. The record is from the annotation of a GenBank genome assembly. NCBI's taxonomy places the organism in Eukaryota, Viridiplantae, Streptophyta, Magnoliopsida, Fabales, Fabaceae.